Molecule: messenger RNA, 6758 nt
Organism: Marmota monax (woodchuck)
Lineage: Eukaryota; Metazoa; Chordata; Mammalia; Rodentia; Sciuridae
Product: N-myc proto-oncogene protein-like
Exons: 2
Biological process (GO): regulation of transcription by RNA polymerase II
Molecular function (GO): DNA-binding transcription factor activity, RNA polymerase II-specific; RNA polymerase II cis-regulatory region sequence-specific DNA binding; protein dimerization activity
Source: RefSeq, a predicted model, not a curated record
UGCUGUCUUCAGUGCCUUACCUCUUCUGUACCUACAACAGUAACAGUUUAAGAUUCAUAUAUUAGUCUGAAAACAAUCAAUAAAUAAUUAGAAAACUUGCAUUUUCCACUUUAUGCUAAAGUGGGCAUUUAUUACAUGCCAGACACUCUUCUAAGCCUUUAGCAACAUUUUCUCAUUUAAUUUCCAUAAGUUAUAAGUUUACCUAUGAGAAAAUUAUGGAACAUAAGAUUAUAAAUUUGCAUCAGUUAUAAGUGGUGGAAGCAGAGUUUGAAUCCAGACUAUAUGACUUCAGAGUUCAGGCAUUUUUUAAAAAAAUCCUUAUUUUGCUUAUUUAUUUUUUGUAGUGCUGAGGAUCAAACCCAGUGCUUCACAUGUAUGAGGCGAGUGCUCUGCCACUGAGCCACAACCCCAGCCCCAGAAUUCAUGCAUUUAACUAUUCUGCCUUACCUUUUGAUAAGUCCAGGACAUAUAUGACCCAUAAGACAUUGUUUGAUGACCUUACAAAUUACAGUGUCAUAAAUACCUGGGCUCCUUUAGUUCUCACAUAUUAAAAUUGCUGAGAAAUUAUAAGUCAUUUUUCACAUAUAUUCCCUAGCUUGUAAGGGAUCCAGCCUAAUUCCCUGCAAGAUCUAAUUGUCCAUGUAAGAUUAAAAUAUUUUUGAAAAAUGAUGCCAUCUUCACCAAUUCUCCCUACUUGCCUGUCUUCCUUUCUUCCUUCAUGCCUUCCUCCCUCUGUCUCUUCCUUUAUACAUUUAUUUUUUUGAUGUGGAUACCAGGGAUUGAACUCAGGGACACUCAACCACUCAGCCACAUCCCAGCUAUAUUUUGUAUUUUAUUUAGAGACAUGCUCUCACUGAGUUAUUUAGUGCCCUGCCUUUGCUGAGGAUGGUUUGAACUUUCAUCCUCCUGGGUUGGCCUCUCUAACCAAACCACUGGAUGACAGGUAAACACUACCACUCAGGCCAUGUAUUUAUUUUUAUUCUGACUUUUAAUAUCUGAAAAGAUAAAACUUCAAUGCAUAUACAAGGCACGCAUAAUACCAAUUGCAGGAGGGAUAUAACACAAUGGUGCCAGUUAAAUCUUUCACAAAGCAUAAACAAUCUUAAGUUAGUGUGGACCUAAUUAAACAUCUUCAAAAUACAUAUGUGAAAACCAGACAGAAUUAAAAUGAAAAAUGGACAAACCAGUUAUCGUACGCUGUUGAGAACAUUCAUUCAGGCCUGUGACAGUCAUCAGUCUGGAUGCGCUGGGUGGAUGCGGGGGAAGGGGCUCUUGGGAACUCGGUUGGAGCCAGGAGGCUCCAGCCAGGCGCAAGCACACACAGACUGCAGCCGCCUUAGGACCGCAGCCCCCACAGCCCACCUGGAGACUCCAGCACAGAAUGGCCUAGGGAUCCAGAUCCCACCAGUCUACAAGACCAGUGGAAAUUAGGGAGCGUCACGCCCUCCGCACAUCCGGUAAGAAGGAAGCAUCCUCCGGAUUAAAGAGAGAAGAGUGGAAAAAGUGCUUAGUCGCCAGCUGGGAGGACAGCGAUGCUGAGUUGCACUACGUCCACCAAGCCGGGCAUGAUGUACAAGAACCCAGACCUUGGGUUUGACUUGCUGCAGACUUGCUUCUACCCAGACGAAGAUGAAUUCUACUUCAGUGGCCCUGACUCGACCCUCCCAGGGGAGGACAGCUGGAAGAAGUUUGAGCUGCUGCCUAUCCUUCCCCUGUCUUCCAGCUGUGCGUUCCAGGAACGCAGUCCGGAACCCUCCUACAGGGCCACUGAAAUGCUGCAGCCGGAGGCCGACCUGUUUGGCAACCACGCCGAGGAGGACGAAGCCUUUAGCCUGUGGGCACUUGGCGGCCUGACACCCAACCCGCUCAUCCUCCAGGACUGCAUGUGGAGCCGUUUCUCGGUUGGCGAGAAGCUGGUGCAGGCGUUGAACAAGAAGUUGCAACACUGCCGCGGUUUGCCUGCCGCGAGUCCGGCUGCCUUGGGCCCGGGAGCGGGAGCUGGCAGCCCUGGGAGCAAUGGGUGAGGCAGGAUGGCCAGAGCCUGCCGUGCUGGAGAAGUCUUACCUGCGGAGCUCAUGGAUCCCUGCUUGGUCUUUCCCUUCCCGGUGAACAAGCGGGAAUCCACACCUGUGUCCAUCGCCCAGGCUGGUGCCCGUGCCUUGGGUGCUGUGGUUGCUGGAGCAGCCCCAGCUGGUGCCAAGGUGACCUCCCCUCUGCACUUAGGCGGUGGCCCUGCCAAAGGUGGUGACCACAGGACCCCCGGAGAGGAUGUCUUGACUUUAAUCAAAGAUGAGGAGAAUGAUGAGGAGCAAGAUGAAGAAGAGGAAAUCGAUGUCGACCAGCAGUACAACUAUGUCAUAUUCUCACCCUACGUGCAGAGUGAGGUUGUGCCACUCCAGAAGAAGAUCAAGAGUGAAGAGCCCCCACAACCUCUCAAGAGUUUCAACCUCCCAAAGGCUAAGAGCUUGAGCACUGGACACUCAAACUUGGGGUACCUCAAGAAUCGCUGCAAACAAAAUAUCAUGGAGCGCCAGCGCCGCCAUAUCCUGGGAUCCAAGUUGCUCACGCUCAAGGACCUCAUGCUGGAGCUGGUGAAGAAUAAGAAGGCCAGCCAGGUGGUCAUUUUGAGAAAAGCCACAGAAUACAUUCACUACCUCCAGGCCAAGGAGCAUUAUCUUCUGCUGGAAAAGGAGAGAUUGCAGGAAAGACAGCAGCAGUUGCUAAAGAAAUUUGAAUUCAGUUGAACGUGCUAAACCUUUCUCAAAUGGGCAGUUAGUGCCACUUUGCAUAUUUCAAUUUUUGAAAAUAUAUUUUUUCAUUGUAGAUGGACAAAACAUCAUUAUUUUUUAUUUAUUUAUAUAGUGCUGAGGAUCAAACCAAGGGCCUCAUGCAUGCAAGUCAAGUCUCCUACUACUAAGCUACAACCCCAGACCCACAUUUUGAUUUUUUUUUAAACAAACAUUGUGUUGACAUUAUUAAUGUUGAUUUACUUUCAAAUUGGGUCUCUGUCAUUUGUAUCUGGGAGGGGGGAAGGAUGUGUGUGGUUCAACCAGGACCUGGGAGAUCCCACAUGAUAGGGUGCUGGGUGGCUUUUCAGUUUCCUGCAUUUCACCUCCAUGACAGUCAUGGGAGUUUGUGACUUUGGGGCUGUGAAAGUCACCUUGUUUAUUCCAGUUUUCAAAAUACAGACAGUCAUUCCUUCUUUUUACAAUGCUGCUUAAGUUCCAGCACAUUCCAUGUAUGGAGGUUGCCAUUUGAUGCCUCUGGGGAAUAUUUCUGUAAACACCAUUGACACACCUGCCAUUUGUGUAUGUCCUGGGUAAUGACAGGAGAUUUUGCAGCCAGUAUCAGACUGGAAGUUCACACUUAAGUAUAGUAAUAAUACCUCAAUGUUCGAGGAGCAUGUUUUGUAUAUAAAUAUAUUAUUAAUCUCUGUUAUGUAAUGUACUGAUUUUUACACUGCCUAUAUACUUUAGUAUGAUGCUGAUACAAAACUAAAUUUGAUACAUACAUUUUUAUAUGAAAGUGAGUUGUGAAAGUUUUGAGUAGAUAUUACUUUAUCUGUUUUUGAACUAAGAAACUUUCUAAAGAAAUUUAUUAUUUAAAUGCAUAUAUUUGUUCAUGUUUGCUACAGAGAACUGGGUACAUGCAAAGUUCUAUGUUUAAUUUCUUCAAAAUACAUACAUUUAGUGCUGCAUCCUAUAGCUAGCACUUUGAAAUACCUCAUGUUUAUGAAAAUACAUAGCAAUUAAAUUAUGCAAAAAUGGAAGACUCAUUACUUAGGAGCUGAUGAACUAGGCAACAGCUCAUCUACAUGAUGAGCAGCCUUCAUCUAAUGGGCUUUAUUACAACACUGCAACAUCACAACUAAAGGAUAUGCAUUCUUUUUUGAGUGAAUAUGAAAAUGGAACAUAAACCAAAUCUCAAAAAUUCUAAAGAAUGAAAUCAUGCCACAUAUCUUCUCUGAACACCAUGAAAGCAAGCUAGAGGUGAGGCAUGGUGGCCUCUGCCUGUAUUUGGCCUGGGGCAAGCAGAAGGUUCCCAUAUUAAAAACCAGCCUGGGUAACCCAACAAGAUCCCUAUAAAAAAAGUCUGUGGAUACAGCUCACUCAUAGAGGGCCCUUAGGUUCCAUUCACCUCCAGCAUCUUAAAACUAAAUAAAUAUUUAAAUUAAAAAUAACAUGUGUCAAAGAAAAAAAAAUCAUAAUGAAAAUUAGACAACUUUUUUUAAAGGCAGGACAAUAGUUUUAACUGAAUGCUGAAUACCUAAUAAUAAUGAAAAAAAUAAUGAAGCAGAUACAACUGUGAGACUGAAAUGUUAGAGCCCCAAAGCUUCAAAAAGAAGCUGGGGAAUUAAGGAAGCAACUAUUCAUUUCAAGAAAUAAGAGGGAAAAUCACAACUAAUUAAACCCAAAGAAAGUAUAAACUUGUAAAUUCACAUAUUUAAGGGAGGAAAUAUUGGCAUCCAUCUUUCAGGAAGUCUUGAGCAGACUGGGCUCUGUGGGCAUAGGAAAGAGGGGUAAGCUGAAGGAGGGUUGAAAAAUUUGACCAAAUAAUGGCUACAUGCAAAGCACUGAGCUGGGUGCUAUAUCCACCCUCUACCUGGGUACUGAGCCUCCCCACUCCUCUGCACUCAUCCAUAGGUCCACCCUGGGCAUCAAUUUUCUCCUUGUCCCUUCUGCUCCAGGUGCUUAGAACUUUCCUCUUACUCCUGGUCUGGCCUCUGUUUCACCAGAGCCCCUGGGCUGCCAGAUGGUCAACAAGGGUCCACCUGACUUCAAACACAUACAAACUUUCCACAGCAGGGACACAGCUUCUGCCAACUCAGGCACAACUAGUAUGACAGACAUGUUUGUUGAACCAAUGCUCUUACUGCAGAGCACCCCACCAAUGGAGGAUCUCCACACCUGGGGGUUGGAGCAGCUUGUGAGUGAUGGAUUUUCAGACAGAACACUUUAUCCACUGCCUAACUCAAUUCUGCGGAAUACUCUCCUGAAAGUGAAGCCAAAGACAUGCCCUUCCAGAGGCAGGGAACUCUUCUGCCUGUGCUCUCUGGCAGUGAGUCUGGCUUGCUGAUGUUCUCCCUGCUGAAACCUGAGUGUUCUCAUUCACACCUGCCACUCAACUGAAGUGGGUUCCAGAGCUUCCAGGGAAGGAGACAGAACCUUUUAGGUCCUCAGUUCCCUUUAUUCAUUUUCCAUCAUUUUCCCUGGAAAUACUUAAUAAUAGGUGAAGGACACAGGACUAAGAAUAUGAAAUGCCAACUAAAACAGUUCAAUACUGAUAACAAAAUUCUUUUACUGACUCUUACUAAACCAUUCAUCAGAAUUUUGGUCAUUGCUAAACUUUUUGUUUCCACAUGUAUUUGAUUACUUGAAAAGGUAGGUAAGACAAUAUGUAACAUUUUCUUUUUUUUCCCCAAAAACUCAAAAUCCUUUCUCUUUGCUGACAUUAUUUCCUUUCUUCUAGGUAGCUAAAUUGAAUGAUUAUUUUUUCAUGUUCUUUGUAGGGUAUAAUGUGUGUUCCAUUUUUGACACAAAGUAUGUGAGAGCAGAUAAAAGAUGAUUUAAAAAUUAACUUGCAUUGGACUGGGGAGGUAGCUCAGUGGGAUUGUACUUGCCUACCCAUGUGAGGCCUGGGUUUUGUUUUCAAGCACUGUAAAACAGAACAGAACAGAACAAAACACAACAAAAAACUUACCUCUUUUUAUUAAAGAAAAACUAAAAUUACUACCUUCCACAAAUUCUUCUUAGCUUUAGAUAAAUUUUCCUAUUUUUAACUUUACUAAAUAAUCCAUGGAGAUAGAAAUGAUAAAUGUAUUCCCAACUUUACAUGUAAGAAAGCCUAAACGGUACAGAGGCUGUGAUUCAAUGGUAAAGCAAUUACCUAGCUUAUAUGAGGCACUGGAUUUGAGUCUCAGCACCACAUAUAAAUUAAUAAAUAAAUGAAGGUCCAUCAACAAUUAAAAAAAUAAAAAAAAGAAAGCCUAUUCACAAAGUUAUUAUAGAACAUAACUAAAUUAACACAAGAGUGAAGAUUAAAACCAAGGUUUACUGAUUUUAACCUAGCAGUUUUAUUCUAGCAAUUGUGUGAAUUUUAGAUUAUAUCAUAAAAAUAUAUGGGAAAGGUAUACUCAUUGGAAGAGGAGACAAAAUGACAAAAUAUUUCACAUGGAAAUACAAGAAAAUGAGGUCAAAAUAAUAGAUAUUUACUUCUACGAUCAUGGGGAAAUGCUGUAAUGUUUUAUUUUGAAAAUGUAUUCUAUAUCUGAUCAUGAAAUACUGGUGCCCAAGUUCAGGCUGGUUAUUAUGGCUAUGCAAACUUUUAUUCAAGGACAAUAUUUUCAAGUCCUGUGGAGACCUAUUGAGUUGGAAUAUUUAAAAGAUGAGAAUUGAAAUGUUUUAAAACAUACUUUAGGCAAUUUGUGUUUGAAAACAUCUAGUUUCAUUACUAUAUAAAAGUAGCAGUUUUUCAAAUUUUGAUAUACUAAAAAUACAGUAUUUAGAAAUGUUAUUAAUAUGUACAUAUUUACACUUAAUUGCUCACUUUAAUGAUUUUUUUUUACAUUGAAUGGAACUAAGGAUAUGCAUUAGAUAUAUUAUGAAGUUAUAUUUGUGAUAAACUUAAAAAUAUUUUUUGAAAUGUAUCAGAUAAAUACCUAUAGAAAUACACCAUAUGGCCAUGGCUUUUACACAUUAUUGUUAAUUUUGUAACCAUACAGAAUAUUUUAUAAAUUAUGUAUUUUGGGUUUGUGAUUC